AUGUCUCUCCUGUGCCCGGCUCCUUACACACAGUUACACGCUGCAUACUAAUAAACUUCAGCCUGAACUGGAUGAACGAGACAUACAAAUGUCGUUUCAUCUCUGUCACACGCUGAUUCUCCUUCACGCAACAUGUUGCGAUAUCCUUUUCCUCUCGUCUUUGCGCAUUUAAAGGACAUUACGCACCGCCAAAACGAUGCCAUUUAACGCCACAGCGUCUUUAAACGUCCACACUGCGUCUUUUAUUCUGCUCGGAGCUCGUAGAAAGGAUCGCUUUUGACGGGAACGUGACGGGAUGCUGAAGAUGAGCGGACUAUGAAUACGGACAAGAGGAAGGACAAGGGGGCGAACGGCUUUGAAAUCUAAACGCGUACGGGGAAAUGUGCAUUUAUUAUGGGUGAUCUCUCAUAUUGAAACGUCCAGUGAGUGUGCGUGCGUGCGUGUGUGUAUGUGUGUGUGUGUGUGUGUGAGAGAGUGCGGGUGCGCGCGCGCGCGUAUAUCCAUCGCCUGUAGUCUGUAGAUCUGUGUUACUGCGCCAGGAUGGAGAUGACGCAAAUGACCCAGCUCCCCAAAAAGUGUUUCAAGACGAACAUGGCGGCAACUUAACACAGGACCCAAGAUGAUGAUGAUGAUGAUGAACAGCAGAGAAGAUCGAAUGCAAUCCGCCCAGAUAGGGAAAGAGCAGCUCGUUCAGCGUCUCGCCUUCCCUUGAGGAGAUACGGGAACAGAGGAGGCAUGUUGUCACACAGAAAGCGCUUUUUCUCCGGGGAGCCAUGCGGAAUAACGGAGAUAUGACCGCGCGCGGCUUCAUCUAGCCCAGAGAGUCGGACACAGCUGCCGGGAGCGCUGUUGAACGGGAAGAAAACAUUUCAAAUCAAUGCAUUUUGUGGCAGAGGAGCCGUCGCGGUGGAGUCGGCUAGUGCUGCUCUUUCCUGAAAUAUGACCAGGGGUGCUUGGACGUGUCGGCAGCAAGAUGACGGCUUAAAAAUCUGCUUCGCACCCCGAGAGGACGAAAAGCCAUUAUUCACCGAUUCGGAAAGGGCCCAGAGAUGGCGACUGUCCUUAGCCUCUCUUUUGUUUAUCACCGUUUUGCUCUCUGAUCAUCUGUGGUUCUGCGCCGAGGCGAAACUGACGAGGACGCGAGACAAACGGCUGGAGCACACGAACCAUAUACUUUCAUCCAGCCAUCAGAGAGAGCAGAGUCUUAUUUUUAUAGGCAAUUCUACCAAACCUCUGUGGAGACUUGAAACUUGUCAUCCUGACAGCCUCUCCAAAAACUGCUUGACUUUUGACGAGGCGGAAGCCGUGUGCUCGGGCCUCUCCGAGUGGAACCUGAGCGAUUUCUAUCUUUCUUUUUGUAACUCCUACUCGCUUUUGGAUUUGUUUUACGGGUUUACGAGUCCGGACAAUUUGACCUGUAGCCUGGACAUGGCUGAUGCGUCGGGAUGCAGCCAGUGCGUCCAGGCUUACCAACGCUACGACCGACGAGCUCAGGAGAAAUACCGAGAGUUUGAGCUUUUGGUUCAGAAAUAUGAAACGGAUGUAUAUUCGGUGCGGACGUGUAUGGAAGAGUGCACGACUGUCUACAAACACUGGCUCUGUGCCCAGUUCUUCCACACCACACAGAUGCACUGCAGCAACAGGAUCCCCUGCAGGAAGUACUGCCUGGAGGUCCAGCAGAGGUGUCCCUUCAUAUUGCCUGACAAUGAUGAGCUCAUCUACGGAGGAAGCCCCAGUUUUAUAUGCACAGGGCUCCAAGAGGACAACCCCUCAGACGCAGAGACAGAGUGCUGCGAUGUCCGAUGGGACAGCAGGGCGGACAACAGCUCCAAAGGCACUCUCAAAAGAACUCACCCGUCGUGUCAGCACGGGACAUCCCUGACCUCGUCAGCGGCCUCUAGACUGUGCAACAGCAGACUCAAACUCUGCUUGCUGGUCCUCGUCCUCCUUCAUACUGUUGCCACUCUCACAGCAUCCCACAAUCCCACCGGGUUCAACCUCACCUCCAGCUCCUCCAACGAGGAAUGACGGAAUAGCCACUCGGUUACAGUGGCGAUUCCAGCGACGUGACGGACCGUGGGCAACUUGCUGGGACCUCUGAUACAGAGACUGUGGACAUGCAAUCAAAACAAACCAAGCAAACUGACGAAGCUAAACAAACACUGGACGAAUCCAAUCAAGCAACAAGAACAAGGGACAACACCGUAGCCUUUGUUGAAAGAGACUUCUAGGGGGCGGAGUUCUCUCGCACCAUGUUUUUUACACUGUGUCUAUGGUUUGGAUUUCUGUUGCACUAGAUGACUACAGGAUCUAAUUCACGUUUCUUUUUUGUUUCAUUUGGGUCUUUGUGCAGGAAGGAUUGGAAGAGACGGAUGAGUUAAAUGUACAGUAUCCAAGUGAAUAUUCAAGACUGAGCGCGUGUCUAUGUGAGCGAAUGAACGAGAGCGUGUGCAUGUGUGCCUGUGCUUGCAUCCGUGUGUCCACUUAGAUGUUCUUCUCGUUUCUCUUCGUAAUCACAAACUCUCUGAAUGCUGCUCUAUUCAUUACGAGGGUUUCUAUUGUCGUUUAUCCGCUGACAAAUCUGCCUAGACAAAUACCAAGACACCCAAAAAAAAACCCAGGUUCAAACUCUCCCGUUAAGAUCCUGUAACCUUAUUAAGGUAGCCUGAUAUUUCUGUUGUUGGUAUGAUGUCAUUUCCUGUGAGGUCAGGUCAGUAGCUUUGGGGGUCUGGGUACAUUAAUGUCGCUUAUUCACGUAAGUGCUCGACUGAAAGGUCUAGGUAUCCAGACUUCUGUUUGUUCCCUCGGUCUGCGAAAAGACGUCCACAAAUCUGUUUUUAGCUCCAUUCGUGUUUUAUAUAUUAUAGUAAGAUAUUAUAUUCUCUACCCUAUAUUCUGUAAUUGCAUGUUAGAACCAGUUUAGACAAUGCUGCUAAAGUUUUAAAGAAAUAAACCCAAACGAUCGGAAAACAAGAGGAACUCUCGCUCCGAGUACCAUCCAAAUUGCUAUCUGGCAGCAUGAACCCAGCCAAUCAGAGCUUACCAGACAAAUUACCCCAAUCGCACAGAGAGGAUCCAUCGUUCUUUAUUACAGUAAAGGGCUUACCCAUCAUCCACACGCAAUCAAACACUCCUGCAUGUAGAGAUUCACGUGGCAUGAAUAACUCAGUGAAAACAAUGUUAAUUUGUUGCAAACCUUGAGAUAGUCAUGUCGACAGGAAGUUGAGGAGCUCCAGAUAGAAGAGCGAAGGCCCGUUUCAGGUGGCUGGGCUGAAGAAACCGGUUCGUUGUGUUAAGAAGGGGAUAAGUUAAGGGCUGAUGUAUUAUUUUAUGUUAUUUUUUUCUACAGGUAUGCUCUAAUGAGGAUGUGUCACUGUGACACAAACACAAAACAAAGCCUUGAGUUUAACUAAGUUCUCUAGACAGCCUCAGUGCGAGCCUGUUGAAAUAGCAGUCCUCGCACCCGUGUUUCCAUCUCAUAGGACAUGACUAAUAGCGGUUAAUGUUAGGUACGCAUACAUAUGUCAUAUAUCGGGCACGGCUAGCUUUGAGGCUAGGUAAGCUAACUGAAAAAAGAAGAAGUGUUUUGUAGCCAUAUUUCAAUUGUGUAAAGCAGGCUAACAUAGCGCAUGUCAUACGCACUCAUUUCAUGUAAUUUUAUUCCUUUCCUGUACAUAUCUGUAGAUUGUCUGCAUUAAGGUGCGGUCACAUUUACGUUGUGCAGUCAGUUAGCCGAGUCUGGAAUCGCGCAUGAAGAGAAACUUUUUUCCAAAUGCAAAAUUUGUGUCAGAUUCAGGUUUGAUAACAUUUGAGUGUAAGUUCGUAGUCAAUUUCGCAUCGCUUUCAGAUUUCACAACUUUGGAUGUGCAAAUCCAUCGCAAAAUUUCGUAUCGAAUUUCGAAACAUCGCAAUUCAUCGCAUUUACCAGUAUUCAGCUGCCUAUAUUGGAAAUUCGCUUAAGUUUGCCAAUGUGACCAAGCCUUUAAACUACAUUGGAAAAAAGCUGAUUUUUUUCUCAAUGCGUAUUAUCAUCACAUGCAAUACCAUUAAACUAAAGGCAAAUUUAAUAACUUGGAUUUUAAGAGAACAAAUCAAUCCAUUUGCCCUUUUGCUGUUUAAACUACCAUUAGCGGUGACCUUUUGAGGUGUCAGAAGCACAAAGCGUUUUUUUGUUUUCUGAAAUUGACUGCUGAUGCAGUUCAGUUCAGCUGAUUUAAAAAAAGCAUUUAACCCGAACGCCCAAAUGCUGGGAGAGAAACUACUUUUAUUCCACUGUUUUUAAAUUUCAGAAUUUUCAAAUAAAAAUAGUCAAACAGCUAAUUCUUGGCUGUGCAGGGUUUUUGAAUUUGGGCAAGCUGAGGUUUAUCAAACAUCUGAUAAUAAUGACUUUUAAUAUCCCUACCUAUAAAUCUCUGACUUACUGCCUGUAGGCCCAUCUUGGCAUUUCAUUAAACCAAUAUGUUACCAGAAACACCGUAACUAGUUCUACAGGUACACAGUACUAUGCAUGAUAUGGAAUUUUGACCAUAUGGCAAGGCCCAUUUGAGAUGUAUAAGGGCAGUCCGGCUUGCUGUGCUGAGGACUUUGCUAAUGAAUAAUUAGAGGGGAGUACUGAGAGAUACAGUAUACCCUCUCGAGAGCUUAUUAGUUGGUUUAUAACCCUGGACAUUCAGCUCGGACCACCUGCUCUGGAAUAGCAGGCAGAUCAGAAAUGAUUCCCUCUGUUCAUCUCCAAACAAAACUAAUUCUGUCUCUCCAGCUGGGCCUGACGGUGAAGGAAAAGAUGAGUUAGAGAGAGAUGGGCUAAUGACAGCAACAUAUUAUUCAUUUGCUCUGAAGUUCUGGAUGUUUGUUACAGCAAGACGAGCAUGCACACACACCGUAAUACACACAUGCAUACAUGCUUACCCUUUGUAUAUAUUUGGCGACGCUCUACAAGUCAGGAAGGAUUCGAGUUGCCUCAUUUUCAACACUCAUGUCAAAAAAGUCAUUCGGUUUGCCUGGUAUAAAUUUGGACUAAAGCAUUGAAUCGGUCACCAAACGUACUUCGAGCGCCGCCAUUCACAACAGUGCUGACUAAAACGUAUACCUAAACUGAGAGCAGCGUCGUGGUUGCUCAGAUUUGUCACAUUUGUAAACAUGUUUCUCUGUGUUUGUUGGGAUUCAAUCACCAUACAGUUUGUCUCAGCGACCAACGAGAUUGAAUGUAACAGAUGCCUGCUAAUAUCGCUAAACACCACCAAACCUACUAUAAGAUGUAUUUUAUGCUUGCACAUGUUUUAUGGUCAUUUCCAAGUACUGAUCCAGUUGUGUAAGUAGUAUUCCACACUGCGUAAUCACUUAGCAAGCAGAAAUACUUUCUUUUCUGAAUCCUGUGGACCUAUGCAGCCCUCGACCUCAGUUGUUUUUCUGUUGUAAAUACGUUACGAGAAUGCUAAACAAUGUGUGUCUCUGUUUGAUUUGGAGGUUUCCUUGUGUUCUGAGUUGGUGUCCUUUUUUAAAUCCUCUUUUGUAAGUGUCAGAGAUCAUUGGUUGGUUUGUGCUGAGAUGGAUACUGAGAGCGGAGUGGUUUCAUCACAAGAACUGUCCUCUUGGUCACAACCUCGGCACCUGAAGGCUGUGAUGCUGUUUGUGAUGGUAUGUGCAAAGCAAUGACUUUAAGAAAAUAUGAGAAAGGUUUAAAGGCAUAUAGAGAUAACAUUAUGACUAUGACUACUGGAAAAAAAAAAUAAUAUUAUAUACUACCGGUAUAUUGUAAUAUUAUAGAUGAUUUAGUUCAGUAACCUAUUUAAUUUUUUUACAAGCAACUUUGAUGAAAUAAUUUAUAAAACAAUCUCACAAGUUAUGAUCUUUUCGAAGGUAUGAUUAUACUGCUAAAAUGAUUAAAGUUGUGUUCUGAUGAAAAAACAAA
This is a messenger RNA of Puntigrus tetrazona (Sumatra barb), 5911 nucleotides long. RefSeq names its product transmembrane protein FAM155A (gene nalf1b). Gene Ontology annotation, biological process: calcium ion import across plasma membrane. The record is from RefSeq and is a predicted model, not a curated record. The transcript is spliced from 3 exons. Lineage: Eukaryota; Metazoa; Chordata; Actinopteri; Cypriniformes; Cyprinidae. The coding region runs from base 940 to 2028 and encodes 362 amino acids. Gene Ontology annotation, molecular function: stretch-activated, monoatomic cation-selective, calcium channel activity. Gene Ontology annotation, cellular component: plasma membrane.